Messenger RNA from Branchiostoma floridae (Florida lancelet), 1067 nucleotides. RefSeq lists its product as uncharacterized. Gene Ontology annotation, biological process: proteolysis. Lineage: Eukaryota; Metazoa; Chordata; Leptocardii; Amphioxiformes; Branchiostomatidae. The coding region runs from base 80 to 697 and encodes 205 amino acids. Gene Ontology annotation, molecular function: metalloexopeptidase activity. The transcript is spliced from 5 exons. The record is from RefSeq and is a predicted model, not a curated record.
GUAGCAUGUGAGGAACAUCCUCGUCCCGUACCUGACCCAGAACGGCAUCCCGCUCGCAGACUUCCAAGGCGCCGUUAGCAUGGACACCCUCAUGAACUACAACAACAGCGAGGGAGUGCAGUACGUACCCAGCGAGUUCGGAAUGGUCCCGGACCCUGACAACAUGUACAACAACGUAGCGGCUGACGGCUUCCGGGGGAACUUCAUCGGUGUGGUCGGCAGGAGGGCCUACGAUGCGCGCCUGUACAGCCCAUUUCUGCAGACCUGGAACGGCACUGCACAGUACAGGGCGGUGAGCAUGCUGCUGCCGAUGAGAGACGUGUAUCAGGACGGCCCGUCCGACCCGUUCUGGCCGGUCUACAGAGAACUGCUCCGGUCCGACCACGCCAGCUUCUGGAGGGAACAUCCCGACCUGAAGGCUGUGCAACUCACGGAUACGGGCCAGUUCCGCGGCCACAUGCAGCAGUGUUACCACCGGGAGUGCGACGACCUUCGGGUGGUGACCGAGGAUGGGCUGCUCUUCCUGAAGAAGACCACAGACGCUGUCACCACCACGCUGCUCCGCCUAGCGGGUGGCGGGGAGAACUGCACAGAUGGCCCAAUCUCAUCUGCGCCACCUACCGGACGGUCUGUUCUGCAGGUAGCUACUAUUGCUGCUUGCCUCGUGACUGCGUCGCUCGCCGUUAUCCUUGACUAACGUGUGUCAUCUGCGCCACCUAGCGGACUGUCUGCUCUGCAGCCGUUAUGCUGGGCUAACGUGUGUCAAUUCACCAUCCGGGCUAUCAUAACCGCUGUACCAUGAUUAUUUUGCAUUUAGUAAAUCAGAGAUAAUUGUUUACGAUAUACGAGGCUAGUUACACACCUAUGCAAGCUUCACACUAGUAUUAUCAAGGAUUCAACGCUAAGCUGCCAGGUAACACGUGUCAUAGCAUUGCUCGUUCAUUCUCUUACUUGUUGAGGUUAUAUGAAGUAAUUCAGCCAGUCUUUACUUUGUGUCAUUUGUCUGUCAUGUUCUUUAUAUGCGUAUAUGUGCUAGUCCGCCAAUAAAGCAAUCUAUGUUGACAUCA